Anguilla rostrata (American eel) is the source of this 1598-nucleotide messenger RNA. Its product is annotated as protein FAM107B-like. The record is from RefSeq and is a predicted model, not a curated record. NCBI's taxonomy places the organism in Eukaryota, Metazoa, Chordata, Actinopteri, Anguilliformes, Anguillidae. Bases 295 to 687 code for a protein of 130 amino acids. The transcript is spliced from 4 exons.
CUCAGCCAUAGGGUCAUACCGUCCAUCCUCCUCUCGCACUAAUUUACAUUUCGUACUGGUCCCAUCUGCAAUUGCACUGCUUCCAAGAAAGAAAGAAAAAAGAAAAACACAUUUAUGGACACACCUCGGCGUAAAGUACCAGUCAGACAAUGAAUUAAUGUUGCGCAAAGAGCUCUUAACCUCCGAUUUGUGAACAAGGGCAGCCGGGCGAAGCAACAGCGGUGCGGGAGACUUUAAGAUCCGUACCGGGACGCGGCUGACCUGUCGGGGGCGCUGUCGAGCAGGCGCGGCACCAUGGCGGAGCCCGACUACAUCGACGGGGACUGCGACGAGCUCAUCCAGCCCAAAAAACUGGUCAACCCCGUCAAGACGUCCCGCAACCACCAGGACCUCCACCGGGAACUGCUGAUGAACCAGAAACGGGGCCUGUCCCCGCAGAACAAGCCGGAGCUGCAGAAGGUGAUGGAGAGGAGGAAGAGGGACCAGGUGCUGAAGCAGCAGCGCGAGGAGCAGGAGGCCCACAAGAAGAGUUCCGACCUGGAGGUGGAGCUCCAGAAGAGGCAGCAGAAACUGGAGCAGCAUGAACUGGAGCAGCAGAAAGGCGAGGAGGAGCAGGAGAACACGCCGGAGUUUGUCAAAAUGAAGGGCAACCUGAGGAGGACGAAGCAGGAGGCGGAGCCACAGUAGCACAGCCCUUAGAGAGAGCAAGGGGCUGGGUGGGCGGAGUCCACGGCACAUCACCAUAGCGACAGCCCUGAGGGAGUUUCCUGCUGUUCCCAGUCCUCCUCUUCCUUCAAGCAGUGAAAUGACUGGCUGUAAUAGACAAUCUCCCCCAGCCACUUACUCCAGUCUUGAGGCACAUCAGUUUACACCAGUAUGCAGCGGUAUAAAUCACGGUAUAGAUCAGUGUUCACCAGUGCACGCCACUUUGCACCCCAAAUGCCGACCGCGGUGAAGUGGGAAAACUCUGGGACUUCGGAAGAGGUCCGCAGCCUUGACCAUGGCCGAAGUUAAAAGACAAAACAUCUCUCCCGUCGAAAAAAUUCACAGAAAAAGCUUCUUGUUUUCUGCGUAACGAAUGGAGCCCACAGGGUGAACUGUGGCAGCCGCACCGAAACGUUUCGCAAGCCAAAAUUAGCAGCUUUUUUUUAUUUAUGCGUUUCGCUUUUCAGUUUCGCUCUCUUGCCUUUUCUUUAUUUCUUUUAAUGCUCACUAUUGAUGUUUUAACUGUUCGUUCUCUGCUGUUACCUCAUUUUAGGGAGGGUGAGCAUGCGGCCCCCUCAGUUUUAUUGUUCUUUCUUUUUGCGUACGUUUCCACCUCAGCUUUCCCUGAUUUAAAUACUGGACCUUUCAAUGCGAAUCCUUUCUUUUAUAUUUUGUGUUUUUGAUAAAAAGGUGAAUAUGUAUGUCGGUUACUUAAACCUUAAACAGUAUUUCUUUUCUCCCCCCCCCCCCCCCAUGAUAUGCACAGCUUCAGCUCGGUUCCUCGAUUCUGAGAAUGGAAACUCAGCUAUUUUUUUGUAUGGAAUGCAACCACUAGCCGGCGCUGUUUUGUUCCCUGCUGUGACAAAUAAAAAAUGGGUUUUCUGUACAUAGAA